This is a messenger RNA of Dipodomys spectabilis (banner-tailed kangaroo rat), 3378 nucleotides long. It is a transcript of the gene Alkbh5, whose product is annotated as alkB homolog 5, RNA demethylase. The transcript has 4 exons. Gene Ontology annotation, biological process: mRNA export from nucleus; mRNA processing. Gene Ontology annotation, cellular component: nucleus. The record is from RefSeq and is a predicted model, not a curated record. Lineage: Eukaryota; Metazoa; Chordata; Mammalia; Rodentia; Heteromyidae. The coding region runs from base 737 to 1921 and encodes 394 amino acids. Gene Ontology annotation, molecular function: oxidative RNA demethylase activity.
CGGGACGGCCUAGGUUGUGGCGGUUCCCCGGUGAUUGCGCGCUGGGGGCUGAAGCGUCUACGGUUUUCGGUCGAGGCCAUGACGGGGCUUAGCAACACCGUUGACAGCGUGAUCGCACCCCAGCAGAGGGAGCCCUUCGGUCUCAGACGCGGCGCGGCGUAGAGGCAGGUCGCUGUUGGAGAGAGCCCCCUCGAAACCCUUCAGCGGGUGGGGGGAGGGGCGGCAGUCGACGCGCGAACCCCGUGUGCGCUUGCGCCGGCACCUCUGCCGACCCGGUCCACACGCUCGCGCAUGCCCAUAGCGCUCGGAGCCGCGGUGGCCGUCAGUACUGCGCGUGCGCGCCUAAAAGCCCGCUGAGGAGCGGCGCUGGCGGACGUCGGGCGGGCGGGCGGCCCGUGACGUCGUGAGGAGCGCUUUAAAGUGCGGGCCGGGCGUCUGAGGGUCUGACGAGGAGUCGGGUCGUACCUCUGCCGCCACCCUCCGCGGCAUGAGGCGCGGUCGGCGCCCCUGCCUCCGGGGACGUGGAGAAGGUGGAGGAGGAGGAAGUCCCGUUGUCUGUAUCGUUGCAUGACCCGCCGCCGCUGAGGCCCUACCCCUCGAAACCUCCCUCCGGAUUCUCGGGCUACGCAUGGGGGCCCGGCACUGAGGACCCCCUUCCUUCUGGGGGCUCCGGGCCCGUCUCCCAAGAGCCAUGCCCGCCCGCCCUGGAGGACCCUAGAGCAACGUCGCGGGGGCCAUGGCGGCAGCCAGCGGCUACACGGACCUGCGUGAGAAGCUCAAGUCCAUGACGUCCCGGGACAACUACAAAGCCGGUAGUCGGGAGGCCGCGGCAGCCGCCGCCGCCGCCGUGGCCGCCGCAGCCGCAGCCGCUGCCGCCGCCGAGCCCUACCCGGUGUCCGGGACCAAGCGCAAGUACCAGGAUGAUUCGGACCCGGAGCGCAGCGACUACGAGGAGCAGCAGCUGCAGAAGGAGGAGGAGGCGCGCAAGGUGAAGAGCGGCAUCCGCCAGAUGCGCCUCUUCAGCCAGGACGAGUGCGCCAAGAUCGAGGCCCGCAUCGACGAAGUGGUGUCCCGCGCCGAGAAGGGCCUGUACAACGAGCACACGGUGGACCGGGCCCCGCUGCGCAACAAGUACUUCUUCGGUGAGGGUUACACGUACGGCGCCCAGCUGCAGAAGCGCGGACCGGGCCAGGAACGCCUCUACCCGCCCGGCGACGUGGACGAGAUUCCCGAGUGGGUGCACCAGCUGGUGAUCCAGAAACUGGUGGAGCACCGCGUCAUCCCCGAGGGCUUUGUCAACAGCGCCGUCAUCAACGACUACCAGCCCGGCGGCUGCAUCGUAUCUCACGUGGACCCCAUCCACAUCUUCGAGCGCCCCAUCGUAUCUGUGUCCUUCUUUAGCGACUCCGCGCUGUGCUUCGGAUGCAAGUUCCAGUUCAAGCCAAUCCGGGUAUCCGAACCCGUGCUUUCCCUGCCGGUGCGCAGGGGGAGCGUGACUGUGCUCAGUGGAUAUGCUGCUGAUGAAAUCACUCACUGCAUUCGGCCUCAGGACAUCAAGGAACGCCGAGCAGUCAUCAUCCUCAGGAAGACAAGAUUAGAUGCUCCCCGAUUGGAAACAAAGUCCCUGAGCAGCUCUGUAUUGCCACCCAGCUAUGCUUCAGAUCGGCUGUCAGGAAACAACAGGGACCCUGCUCUGAAACCCAAGCGAUCCCACCGCAAGGCAGACCCUGAUGCUGCACACAGGCCUCGAAUCCUGGAGAUGGACAAGGAAGAGAACCGCCGCUCAGUGCUGCUGCCCACACACCGGCGGAGGGGUAGCUUCAGCUCUGAGAAUUACUGGCGCAAGUCUUAUGAGUCCUCAGAGGACUGUUCCCAGGUGGCAGGAAGUCCUGCCCGCAAGGUGAAGAUGCGGAGGCACUGAGGCCUGCCCCACCCUCCUGGAACUCUGGUUAAUCCUCAUGUAGCUGCCCCUUUUUCUGUUUUGUUUUGAGGGUUUUUUUUUUUUUUUUUUUGGUGGGUUUUUUUUCCCCCCUAUAUAUUUUUUUCUUUGGUUUGUUGCCCAUUAAGGCUGAAGAACAGAAUUGGCCAAGAUCUGGGUUCUUCUGUUUUGGCUUUCCUCCUGGAUAGAAAGGCUGUUGGUGUCUGUAAGGGACAGAGCUCAUGCUGGAAUAGACAGUAGAGGUAUGAGGGAUAGCUGUGUUGGACUGGCUUUAUUUAAAAGGAACAAAAUGUUUUGGUUAAGGAAUUUUUGUUUUUGCUUUAAAUGUAAACUUUGUUCUAAACAAGUUCAGCCUCCUGCCCGCCCUUCCUCCACUAAUGUUCAUGCUUGGUCCAGUUUUAUUGGAGCCCUGUAGGCUCUGUUGUGGGGCCUACUAACCCUCACCUCUCACCUGCUCUCCAGGCUCUGGAAGCUCAUGCAAACACCCUUGUCCUCCUGUUCUUUGGGUUGGCUGGGUGGGGGUACUUAGUGCCAGUCCUUGACACCCCAAAGCAAUUGCUGAGCGUCCUGGGCUUCCUCCAUGCCCUCUGGCCUGCUCUGCCCACCAUUCCUCCUUGCCAAGAGCAUGCCUCUUUGCUGGAUUGCCUUUUAGGCAUAUGCAUUUGAUUGUAUGGAACAGGUAGACUUGCCAUGUUGGAUCAGUUUUAGGAAUUGUUUCUAGCUAGGACUGGUGUCCUUCCAAGUCUAGCAUUUGGAAUAUGGGAAAUUGUUGUGGUGUGUGGUAGGAUUUUUUUUCUUUUGUUUUGGGGGGUUUUGUCUCCUCCUCCCUCUUAGCUUUCUCUUCCUUUUUUUUUCUUCUUCAUUGGCCAGUUUGGGCCUCCUCCUCAUGUCAUCCUUCUAGGAGGGUGCCUGCCCCUAUUUCCUCCUGCAGCUUGCAUCCAAGGCCAGAACUCAGGCCUGCAGACUGGGUUGGUGCCUUCUCUGCCUCAGGGGUAUAGGAACUGGGGAAGGGGCUUCUAAAAAAUAAGUCUUCAGCAGUUUUUACCCACUCAGAUCCUGGAAGGCUGCAAGAUUUUGCUGAUCUAAAAUUCAUUAGGAAUGACUUCUUGCCAGUCAGGCCAGGACCUGAGCUUGCCAAAAGCAAAAGCCCUCCUGGCAACCGGGCCACCACCACUCCAGGAGGUUUUGUGUACAGAGACCUAGACCUGAAGCCUCAGAAGCUGCAGAAAUCUGGGGCAGCACCAUCAAGAAGCCUCUCUCAGGGGCCAGAACUCCUUUGCCAGCGUGGAUUCCUCAAGUUGGGACUGCAUAACUAAAGCAGUUGCAGUUUUAUUUUUUUUACAGCUUUUUUCCCAAAAAAUGAUUUGUAGUUGUGUGUGCAGCACUUUGCCCUGAUAUGUGUGCUCUACAAUAAAAACCAAAUCUAAUAUAUUUUGAAA